Pseudomassariella vexata is the source of this 1008-nucleotide messenger RNA. Its product is annotated as DNA-directed RNA polymerase. Gene Ontology annotation, biological process: DNA-templated transcription. The record is from RefSeq and is a predicted model, not a curated record. Lineage: Eukaryota; Fungi; Ascomycota; Sordariomycetes; Amphisphaeriales; Pseudomassariaceae. Gene Ontology annotation, molecular function: DNA-directed RNA polymerase activity; DNA binding; protein dimerization activity. The transcript has 3 exons. Gene Ontology annotation, cellular component: RNA polymerase II, core complex. Bases 1 to 1008 code for a protein of 335 amino acids.
AUGGAGUACGACACGAUGAUGAUGGACAACGAGUCCCUGGGCCCGUCUGUCAAGAUCUCGGAAGCGGACAACAUGCAUGUCAACUUCGAACUCACAAAUGUGGACAUUUCCUUUGCAAACUCGUUGCGCCGCGUGAUCCAAGCAGAAGUGCCGACCAUAGCCAUUGAUCUCGUCGAGUUCGCAGUCAACUCCUCCGUCCUGGCUGAUGAAUUCAUUGCUCACAGACUGGGACUCAUUCCUCUCGAUUCGCGACAAAUCGAUGACCUGAACUACUCCCGCGACUGCGAUUGCGACCAGUACUGUGAACGAUGCAGUGUCACACUCACGCUGCAUGCCAAGUGCACAUCCGACGAGGUCAUGAAGGUGUACGCUCGAGACUUGAUCGUGAGUCACGACAGACCGAACAAUCAGAUUGGCAACCCAGUCAUCAUGGACCCCGAUGGCCUUGGACCGUUGAUCUGCAAGCUGCGCAAGGACCAAGAGCUGCAGAUUAACUGUAUAGCAAAGAAAGGUAUUGCGAAGGAGCAUGCGAAGUGGGCACCUACUGCUGCUGUUGGGUUUGAAUACGACCCGCAUAACAAAUUGCGUCACCUGGACCUGUGGUACGAAAUAGAUGCUGAAAAGGAAUGGCCAAAGAGUCAGUAUGCGGCAUGGGAGGAACCACCCCAGGAAGGCGAAGUGUUUGACUACGAUGCUGUUCCGUCACGAUUCUACUUCGAAGUCGAAAGCGCUGGCAACAUCGAGCCCGACACUAUCAUUCAGGAGGGAAUCAAAGAGCUGCAGCGCAAGUUGGCCGGCCUGAUUCACGGCUUGGGCGAGACCGAUGGCAUGAACGGAGACUAUGACGGGCCACGAAGUCCGGAUCAAAAUAUGGACGGAGGGUCUGGAUGGCAGGAUCAGGGUUUCACCACGCCCUAUGGUAAUGCCGGUAAUCAGAGUUCUUGGGGUGGGUCUGCCACUGCGUAUGGCACGACGCCGUAUGGAAACUCUGGCCAGGGUGGUUGGUAA